Messenger RNA from Medicago truncatula (barrel medic), 929 nucleotides. Its product is annotated as NAD(P)H-quinone oxidoreductase subunit O, chloroplastic. Gene Ontology annotation, molecular function: oxidoreductase activity, acting on NAD(P)H, quinone or similar compound as acceptor. Gene Ontology annotation, cellular component: plasma membrane. Lineage: Eukaryota; Viridiplantae; Streptophyta; Magnoliopsida; Fabales; Fabaceae. The transcript has 6 exons. Bases 77 to 580 code for a protein of 167 amino acids. The record is from RefSeq and is a predicted model, not a curated record.
GUGACAUUAUUUGUUCUUAUUCACACUACUAUAGUGACGUGCCCAACAAAAGAGUCAUCUUCUUAUCUCUAGUUGUAUGUAUGGCAUUGUGUCUCUCUUAAUGGCUUUCUGUGUGUCUCUCUGCUGCUACACCUCCUUCCCUUCUCUUUCCCAUUUCUCAAAAACUUUGACAAGGAAACAUGUCCGUUCUUCUUUCCCUUUGAUUUGUGCAGUUCAAUCCGGCGAACCAGGUGGCAGCUCACAGUCACAGCCUAAGAGUUCUGAUGCUUCCUCAUCCUCCUCUACUACUGCUCCUAAGACUCUUCCUAAGAAACCUGUUUAUUCCAUGAAGAAAGGUCAGAUUGUGAGGGUGGACAAGGAGAAAUAUCUCAAUAGCAUUAAUUAUCUUUCUGUUGGGCACCCACCCUAUUACAAAGGAUUAGACUACAUUUAUGAAGACCGUGGUGAGGUCUUGGAUAUGCGUAUAUUUGAAACAGGAGAGCAUGCACUUGUUGCAUGGGUAGGAGUCCCCACUGCUCCAGCUUGGCUUCCUACAUACAUGCUUAUCAAGUCAGAGAAGCUCAAUUAUGAGAGGCUAUAACACUCCUUUUCUUCUAGUAUUGUAAGAUGCGAGAUUCAAGAAGAUUGAUUCAAAAUACCAUCAGAGACGCCCACCAUACCCCAUUUUAGUUGAGCUGCGUGAUCAAUUCGAAUGACUACUGUCAAUUAUUUGGAAAAUUUAGUUGUGCUACCCAGAUGAUGUUUUCGGCCAUGACUAUCAUUGUAUUUAUGCUUCUAUAUUUUAGUUUUUAAUAAAUGACAUAGUUAAAGAUAUGAUGCACAUCAAGGGCAAUCAUCAGAAAAAUAACGAGAUGUGAAAAUCAACUGCAAAUACACUUCAUUUGCACCUGUAGGUCAAAUAAAGCACUAAAACAAAAUGUUUUUUUAUA